Messenger RNA from Aspergillus mulundensis, 732 nucleotides. RefSeq lists its product as uncharacterized. NCBI's taxonomy places the organism in Eukaryota, Fungi, Ascomycota, Eurotiomycetes, Eurotiales, Aspergillaceae. The record is from RefSeq and is a predicted model, not a curated record. The transcript has 3 exons. Bases 1 to 732 code for a protein of 243 amino acids.
AUGCGCGCAACGUACGUCGGUGGGCAUGAGUUGACAAAGCGAGGAAAGGAUCAUCCCCAGGCCCCUCCGCUGCAUCUUCACUUCGCGCAAUCCGAGUCCUUCAUCGUCGAAGCCGGCGCGGUCGGGACCACCACGACAUACGAUGUGUUGGACACCAUCCAUACAGUUGGUCGAAGCCAUCUCCAGGGUGUGGCCCGGCCAGGCCUCUCUCCGCCGGUCCCCAGCCAGACAGAUGGGGUAACUGAGAUCCCACCGUGGCUUCCGCAUAAAUUCUGGCCAGUGGCUCCCGAUCAUCCAUUCUGGUCAACCGACGAGGGUCGAGACUAUGAAGCCUCGCUCCCAAAUGGCCGAGCCUCGGAUACCACGCUCCUGAUCUGGGGCCAUCCAAGAACGGGAACCGGUUUGUCUACUAGUAUCGGCACUCUGACAUCGGACUUCCCACCCGAUAUGGACGCCGCGUUCUUUCUAGCGCUCUUGGUCUCCGUCGAUGCCGUCGCGUCUAAGCGCGUUGCCAUGACGCCGGCACUGGGAGCGGCGCUGAUGUCAUUUCAGACGGCGAGCCUGUCAUCGAUGAUUAUCGCCCCGACGGCUUGGUGGUUGGGGCCGUUGAGAUGGUUGAUCCCGUGGUCGGGGCAGAGGGCUCUGGAGGCGGUUCGAAAGUUGUGCGGAGGAAAGAGCGUGGUGGAGGUUGUGGAGGGGAUUAUUGAGCAGGAAGUUGUCAAGCGGCAGUAG